AAUUCGGCGUAACACCAUUACUCAUUAGUCCAAGUCACAAGUCUCCACAGUAUAUAAUACGUUUUUAUUCGAUCGUCGUCUGUAGUCGACACUUGACGCUGACUAGUACUCUACGCUGCACACUCGCUAUUCACUACCGACUCUAAACGUUUAAACGGAUACGUUAAUAUUAUUCAAUUCUAAUUUCUUUUCGUUGAUUUAUUAUUAGCAUCGAAUCAGCCAUGCGUUUGGGAGCAGUCGUUCCGGAUUUCUCUGCCGUUACCACCAAAGGUCCGAUUAAAUUCUACGAAUGGGCCGGUGAAUCAUGGUGCGUUUUGUUUUCUCAUCCUUCUGAUUUCACACCGGUGUGUACCACCGAGUUGGGCAAAAUGGCAGUGCUGGUCGACGAAUUCACCAAACGCAAUGUCAAAGUCUUGGGCUUGUCUUGUGAUAAAUUGGAGAGCCACGUUGAUUGGAUAAAUGACAUCAAAUCAUAUUGUUUGGACAUCAAAGGAGAAUUCCCAUACCCCAUUAUUAGCGACAGCACACGAGACUUGGCUGUACAACUUGAUAUGAUCGCUGAGGAAGACAAGGACAAUGUUGAGUUAGCAUUGACUAUUCGAUCUCUUUACAUUAUUGGACCCGACAAGAAGGUUAAACUCAUGAUGGUUUACCCAACUAGCACUGGUCGUAAUAUUCAAGAAAUUUUACGUUGCAUUGAUUCACUUCAGUUAUGUGAUAGAAAAAAUACCAUCGCUACACCAGCAAAUUGGGUGCCUGGUGAAAAAGUUAUGAUCCUGCCAACAGUUAAAGACGAAGAACUCGAUACACUUUUUCCAAAUGGUUAUGAAAAACGUUCAAUGCCUUCUUCAGUCGAUUACUUGAGAACAACUACCGAUUAUUAAAAUACAACAUUAUUUUAGUUUGUUAUUAUCGCAUUUAUUUAAAAGAGAUUUAUUUUUCUUGAGAUGUAUUUUUGGAUAAAUUAUAAUUUGUUAAAGCCAUAUCUUAUAAUUACUUUAGUAAUUUAUAUGUAUACAUAAUAAAAUCUUUAAUUUUUACAAGAACAA
This is a messenger RNA of Rhopalosiphum padi (bird cherry-oat aphid), 1049 nucleotides long. RefSeq names its product peroxiredoxin-6-like. The transcript is spliced from 5 exons. Gene Ontology annotation, biological process: cellular oxidant detoxification; cell redox homeostasis. The coding region runs from base 222 to 884 and encodes 220 amino acids. Gene Ontology annotation, cellular component: mitochondrion; cytosol. Gene Ontology annotation, molecular function: peroxiredoxin activity. The record is from RefSeq and is a predicted model, not a curated record. NCBI's taxonomy places the organism in Eukaryota, Metazoa, Arthropoda, Insecta, Hemiptera, Aphididae.